Messenger RNA from Colletes gigas, 1623 nucleotides. Its product is annotated as ninjurin-A-like. Gene Ontology annotation, cellular component: membrane. NCBI's taxonomy places the organism in Eukaryota, Metazoa, Arthropoda, Insecta, Hymenoptera, Colletidae. The transcript has a single exon. The record is from RefSeq and is a predicted model, not a curated record. The coding region runs from base 812 to 1486 and encodes 224 amino acids. Gene Ontology annotation, biological process: tissue regeneration; cell adhesion.
CGCAACACGCCGAGUCUUAAUGAUUUCCCUCGUAUUGAUGAAUCUACAUUGUAUUCAAAGAACUAUAAACGAAUGUCACGUCGACUCGAACCGUUCACAUUAAAUUUAUUCUCAGUUAAAAUAACAUUAACGGAAAUCAAGUUUUUAGUGAUUAUCGACUUCUUUGUUUGAAUAAUUCACACAGUGAGCUCGUUCCUACCGUCUGUACCGUGGACUCUAAACAAUACUGUUAAAAUGUAACAAGAGUGUGACGAACAGUGAGCGAUUGAAACAGCAUUAAUUGCGGAAAGCUGGACAACAACGACCCUGAGGAAACCUGGUAAACCCGGAAUCUGGUGGGGAUAUAGUGACGUUCCAACGUUAACAUCACGAUCGCGAUCAAUCAGCACGAUGAUUCAACUUGUUCCUAUUUACUGAAUGGAGUCCAACGUUCUAUGAAUCUGUUACCACCGAACAGAUCGGUUUCAGCUAAAAGUAGCUACAGUCGUGCGCGAGUACAAAAGCGUUUCCUUCUCUAAGCGAAACAAGCGCGCGAUGUACAACGCGUAUCGGCGUUAACAUUCAUUAGGGUAGAUAACGCGAGCCGCAAAUUUUUAUUUUUGCAAUCGUAAUUUCCGUUUGGUGUGCCGCUUCUUUGUUCCGCCGUCAACGAAUCUUGGAAUCGUGCGGGGCAGUCCGAUGCAAGAGACCUGCCCGCUGAUGUUGGAUCUUAAAAACCGUGCGUUUUCCGUGCAUUGAGGAUGUUUAUUGGCAACCACUGUCUGAAAAUAUCGUACGCGAAGGAUUAUAAUCGACAGUGAAUUAAUGAACAAUGGCGCGACCAAACACCAACAGCAAUGAAAUCAUUUACAUGGACGACGUAGAGGACGGAGUGACGGAACCGUUGACCUCCAAGGAAUUGGAGGCGACUAUUACACCGCGUUUCGUCUCCUUGUUGGAGACCGACAACACGAACAACCCGCGACCGACUUCCGGGCCUGAAAUCGACGACCUCGAGCCAGAGCGGAAGCCAUCGAUCGGUUUCGAUCAUCGGGGAAUAGACGACGGUCUCCUGCCGACUGCUCCACGCACACCGGACAUCUCUAACUUCCCUGUUAACAAUAUUCCGUUCUUUCCGGUGGCGCCUAUUCAACCGAUACCCGACGUGAAUAUCUAUCAGCAUAAGAAGACGCUCGCCCAAGGAAUGAUGGACCUGGCCCUUCUCUCUGCCAACGCGAAUCAAUUGCGUUACGUUUUACAAACUGACGGGGGACAUCCGUAUUUUUAUCCUUCGUUGGUCAUGAUAGGUGCUAGCUUGUUCUUGCAAAUCGCUGUAGGAAUAGGUCUGAUCUGGAAUAGCAGAUACAACGUGAAAGACAAUGCGCAAAUGUGCAAGGCCGAACGGGCGAACAAUUGGACAGUGAUCGGUAUAUUUUUGGUGACCAUUCUUAACGUUUUUAUCUCGUCGUUCGGAGUUGUUGACCAGGUCACGGUCAUUCCCGCAUGAUCCCUGGAAAAUUGUACAAUAAGACUCGAUCGAAUUGAACGGUUCGUUCAAUCGUAAGUAUAAGUAUUGGACUGAUUUGUGAUCUCGUUUUAUUUUCUUAGAAAGAUUAAAGUUGAAUACAGGAAGGGAUUAGCUGU